UUUAGACCUAAAUUCAGUUCUAUUACAUUUUUUCUUUAAGAACAUCAUGGACAAGUGGAGUGAAAAGCUUCAAGAACGAUCAAAACUCGAAAGAAACUUGAUUGUCUCAGUUAUUGUGCUCGGACUAUUGUGUUUUGUGUUUUUUGUGUUCUUGGUUGCCAUUAGAAAAGGACGCGAUGUGUGUUACUCUCCGCAAUGCAUUGAAGCGUCAUACCACAUUUUAUCCACAAUAGACCAAAGUAUCGAUCCCUGUCAAGACUUCUACAAAUUCACCUGUGGAGGCUUCCAUAAAACAACCCUAGCAACCAAGAAAAGAUCAACUUUAACUGAUCUACAGUACCACCAAACAGCUAAACUCAACGAAAUAUUGUUAGAAACGUCAAACAACACUCAAAAUUAUUCAAUAGCCUUUGAAAACCAAAAAGAAUUCUACAAAGCCUGCCUAAAUACAACUUUCAUCGAAAAAAAUAACGAUACCGGCUUCCUAGAGUCCAUAAGACAAGCUACAGGAAGUUGGCCAUUAUCACAUGGCUUCGUGGAGGAUCUUUAUUGGCCAGAAGUCAUGGUAAAGUCAAAAGAAAAAGGUUUGGUACACGAUUUCUUUCUUAGUGUUGGCAUAAAGAAGGAUGAAAGAAGAAAUAAGGUUUUUUUGGAUGUUGCACUACCUCCAAAGAGGUCUUUCGAGAAAAAAGUCUUUAAAGAGGUGAAUUUAGAAGGAAUUUUGAACAUAGCAAGGACCUGGGGAGAUCCUACCCUCAGUGCUACAUGGGAAUUAAGAGAAACCAUCAAGUUUGCGAGGAACCUAUCAAAAAUUAUCGAAAAUGCUUAUUCACAGACCAAAAACCUAACUUUAACUCAACAAAAAACUCCAAUUUCAGCUUUAAAAAACGUGAGCUUUCUAAAACUGCAUUGGCUGUCGUUCUUGAAGAACAUCACUAAGCAGAACUACCUGAAACAAGAUGAUGUGAUCGUUUUCAGUACGGGCGAAGAGUACCUUAAGGAGUUGUACUAUUUGAUUCAAAGCACUUCAACGAAACUGUGGGUGAAUUAUAUUGUAAUCUUGAAUAUUAUCAACGAUUAUGAGUAUCUGAGUUCGAAAGUUGGAGAGUACGUUAGGGAAGUGUUGAAUGAACCUCAAAAACCCAAAAGAAGUGAAGUUUGCUACAGGAAAGCUAUAGAAUUGUUUCCACAUGUUGCUGAGACAGAAUACAUAAAAAGGUCUCUAACAAAAGAAAAGAAAAAUAGAAUAGAAAAACUGAUAGAAAAUGUGAAGGAAGAAAUUAUACACUCUGUGAAAGACAACGCUUGGAUGAAUUUGAAUGAUCAAAAAUCAUCGAUAGAGUUUUUGAAAAACAUGAAACAAGCAAUAGGAUGGACUGUCAAUGAGACACAAAACGACAACUUUGAAAGACUCAAUAUGUCAUCUGUAAGCCUUAUAGAGAUAGUACAUACAGUUAGAAGGUACUAUUUUGAUCGUACCUAUGAUAAAAUAGGAAGUUCUGGCAUUGAUGACAUCCUCGAAGAUACCAUGGCAUCUGUAAAUGCCUAUUACGUACAUGACCUCAACAUUUUAAUUUUACCAGCACCAAUUUUGUAUCCCCCGGUAUACGAUCCAUCUAGACCACAGUACCUCAACUACGGAUCUUUAGGACAUAUUAUAGGACAUGAACUAACUCAUACCUUUUCUAAUAACCUUUGGAACAAUGAUACUAGAAAAAAGUUUGAAGAAAAUGCACAAUGCAUUGUCAAAGACUAUGAAAAAUUCGUCACAGACAUCGAAAGCACACAAAAAAAUGGUGCAGAGACUUUGAGGGAAAAUCUAGCUGACUUACUGGGUAUAAACCUAGCAUAUACAGCCUACCAGAGAUGGACAGAUGAUCAUGGAGUUGAAACUCAGCUACCAGGGUUGAGUUACACUCCCAAUCAACUUUUUUGGAUCAUGGCGAGCACUUAUAUGUGUUCAGACAAUAAUUUUGACCAGAAAGACACAGAUUCCAUGGAUAUACACGGCGUUCAAAACUACAGAAUAGCCGGAGCUGUCAUGCAUUCUCCUUAUUUUUCUGACGACUUCCUGUGCCCCGUUGAUACGCCCAUGAAUCCCGGAAAGAAAUGUAAAGUUUAUCUUUAAAUAUUAUUGAAAAAUAAAGAAUCUAUUUAUUUGUU
Messenger RNA from Sitophilus oryzae (rice weevil), 2163 nucleotides. Its product is annotated as membrane metallo-endopeptidase-like 1. Gene Ontology annotation, biological process: protein processing. Gene Ontology annotation, cellular component: plasma membrane. NCBI's taxonomy places the organism in Eukaryota, Metazoa, Arthropoda, Insecta, Coleoptera, Curculionidae. The record is from RefSeq and is a predicted model, not a curated record. The transcript has 7 exons. Bases 47 to 2128 code for a protein of 693 amino acids. Gene Ontology annotation, molecular function: metalloendopeptidase activity.